CUGGGUAUGGCAUCAGCCUAAUACAAAUUUAUAAACAGUUAUAUGAAUUCAAACAUUUUAAUAGUUCCUCCUCUGUCCUGUCUUUUUGGAGUAUGUGCAGUUGUCCUAGUGGUGGUCAUUUGUUACUUUUCAAAAUUGAAAAGCUUUCCAUUCUUUCAUUGAUUAAAUGUUAAUAUUACAACAACUCUUCAGCAACAUUGGUAUCACAACACAACAUUCACAAUUAAAAGAACUCUGAACUUUAGCAAAGCUUCUUUUACAAAAGUCAACAUUAUAAAACACCUAGUAUUUACUCUAACAAUUGCGACUGCCAACACUGUAAUAUUCAUCGCGAAGGUGCUGUGGUCUGAUGGUUUCUUCUAGAUAGAGAACCUGUCCUCUCAGCCUGUCUGUCCCCUGAGCCAUCAAACAAUGAUGCGUUCCCUUCCUCUUCUCCCAUUCCUGCAGGGCUCCAUUGCACCUGGUGAGAAGCAAGUGCUGAAAUUCUCUUACAUGCCAGGAUUACCAGGAGCCUUCAGCAGGAUUUACCAACUUAAAGUGGGUGACCUGGAGCCGGAAAAGAUCUGUCUGAAAGGAGAAGCGUCCUUUCCCAUGAUCAGUGUCAACCUGCCCUGGAACAUCAAAGGCGAUGAAAAAUAUGAGAAGCCACUGCAACAGCUUGUAAAACACAUGAAACAAGAUAGUGAGAGCAAUAAAUCAGUUGUUGGGAAGAAGAAUCAGAGCCCGAAGACUGAGACCUUGAACUCUCAGACCUUGAUGACUCAGAUCACAAAUAUUCAGACCCCGGCAGCUCAGACUCCAACGACUCAAAAUCCGAAGACUGGAAACCUGAAUCCCUGUGUGCCUGACUCUGGCAUUGUAUCAAAGCCUCAGCUGCAGAUGAAGAUGGUGAGCAUGCUGAUAGAGAAGGCUGCUCUGGAUCUGCAGAAAAAUCUCAAAUCCCAUUCCCCGAAGACCAAGUUCCCUGACAAGCAGCUGCGCCAGAGCCUUGUUGA
Cyanistes caeruleus (blue tit) is the source of this 995-nucleotide messenger RNA. The record is from RefSeq and is a predicted model, not a curated record. NCBI's taxonomy places the organism in Eukaryota, Metazoa, Chordata, Aves, Passeriformes, Paridae.